This is a messenger RNA of Thlaspi arvense, 1616 nucleotides long. NCBI's taxonomy places the organism in Eukaryota, Viridiplantae, Streptophyta, Magnoliopsida, Brassicales, Brassicaceae. The record is from the annotation of a GenBank genome assembly.
UUUUUACUUAAUUAAGCUAUGAUUAAUUAAUUCAAAAGCUUUGCAAGAAAAAUGAAUUAAUAAAUGUCUGUCACAGGCGUCAGUUGGAGGAGUCCAAAAGAGGGGAGAAAGCUUGACCUUUGAGAAGUUUCAAAGGAUCGUGUAGCUUACUGUAUUUAUAAACCCUAUUUCAUGAUCUUGCUCAAUCGAUUAUAGCUUCUUCCAGUCAUUGAAUUGAUUGCUUCAGUUAGAUUCCGACGAAACUGUUCCUCUCUCCGAUCGAUUAACAAAUGUCUCACUCUGCUGUUUCUCAGGCUGCUGCUGUCUCAGUUUCAGUUGGCAACGAACGUUCUCUUAGAAGAUCCGUCUUCAAGCAGAGCAAUAGCAUAAGCUUCAACAGCAAGUCAUCAUCAUCAUCAUGGACAUCUUCCUUGGCAUUGAACCAGAAAACAACAAGCAUAAGAGACGCGAAACGGUACACAAACACAACAGUAUGCAUGUCGGUUCAACAAACAAGUAGUUCCAAGGUUCUAGUCUCUCCUAUAGAGUUGGAAGAUCCCAAGGAGCCUCCUUUGAACUUGUACAAACCCAAGGACUCUUACACCGCUAAGAUCGUCUCCGUGGAGCGAGUCGUGGGGCCUAAAGCUCCUGGAGAAACUUGUCAUAUCGUGAUCGAUCAUGACGGCAACCUUCCUUACUGGGAAGGACAGAGUUACGGUGUGAUCCCUCCCGGUGAGAACCCGAAGAAACCAGGAGCUCCACACAAUGUGCGCCUUUACUCGAUUGCAUCAACGAGGUAUGGAGAUUCCUUCGAUGGUAAGACAGCGAGUUUGUGUGUACGAAGAGCUGUUUACUACGAUCCCGAGACUGGGAAAGAAGAUCCUUCAAAGAACGGUAUCUGCAGCAACUUCCUAUGUGAUUCAAAGCCCGGAGACAAGAUUCAAAUCACUGGUCCAUCGGGGAAGGUAAUGCUAUUACCAGAGAAAGAUCCAAACGCGACGCACAUAAUGAUCGCGACGGGAACAGGAGUGGCUCCUUACAGAGGCUACUUGCGUCGACUGUUCAUGGAAAACGUCCCGAACUACAAAUUCGGCGGCUUAGCUUGGCUCUUCUUAGGCGUGGCCAACACCGACAGCCUUCUCUAUGAUGAUGAGUUUAGCAAGUACUUGAAGGACCACCCUGAGAACUUUAGGUUCGAUAAGGCGUUGAGCAGGGAGGAGAAGAACAAGAAAGGCGGGAAGAUGUACGUGCAGGACAAGAUUGAGGAGUACAGUGAUGAGAUCUUCAAGCUUUUGGACAAUGGAGCUCAUAUUUACUUCUGUGGUCUAAAAGGAAUGAUGCCUGGGAUUCAAGAUACGCUCAAGAGAGUUGCAGAGGAGAGAGGUGAGAGCUGGGACUUGAAGCUUUCUCAGCUCAGGAAGAACAAGCAGUGGCACGUUGAAGUCUAUUAAGCUUGUUUUUUUACCUUUUCUUUUUCAAUGUCUUUUUUGCUGUAUUUGAAUUGAUUUUAAGCAUCUUAAUAAAUAAUUGAAUUGAUGUUGGUUUGAGAAGAUUAAAUUCGUUGGAAUAUUCUUAUAGAACAAACGAUUUUAUCAGUUAUGAAUAUGUAAUGACAUGAGAGACAUCAAGAAAACGAC